AUGACACUCACUGCUAAAGGCACUCUUGGAAGCAUUGCGGCACUAAAUGUGGAGGCCAACAAUUUUGAAUUGAAACUAGCACUUAUAACCAUGGUCCAUAACUCGAUACAGUUUGGAGGCAUGCCUAACGAAGACCCCAAUCUUCAUCUGACAAAGUCCCUCCGAUUGACGGAUACCAUCAAGUACAAUAGAGUCUCCAACGAUGCUAUUCGACUUCGCAUUUUCCCCUUCUCAAUAUCUGAAAGGGUACAAAUCUUUUUGAGUGGCCUAUCAAUCACUACCAGGACUACAAUUGAUGCCGUAGCAGGAGGGUCCCUCAAAAGAAAAUAUCCAGAUGAUGCAUACAAGAUGAUAGAUGAGAUGACAUCUUCUAGCUUUGUGUGGCACACUGCUGACUCUUAUGACAUCAAGAGAAAAGAGACCGCUCCGAUAAUUUAUGAUAUUAGGAAGUAA
This is a messenger RNA of Abrus precatorius (Indian licorice), 453 nucleotides long. RefSeq lists its product as uncharacterized. Lineage: Eukaryota; Viridiplantae; Streptophyta; Magnoliopsida; Fabales; Fabaceae. The record is from RefSeq and is a predicted model, not a curated record. The transcript is spliced from 3 exons. Bases 1 to 453 code for a protein of 150 amino acids.